ACUUUAGCUGCAGCCUGCAGCCGCAGGACAGCCGUCAAAACACGUUUCUAGGGGAAAAAAACACCUGCAGUGAGGAGUUACGUCCAAGUCCAGGCUUCUUUACCGACUGUUUUUUAAUUUUAAUAAAAGGGUAAAGUGCGAGAUAAAUGUAUCUCUCUAGUUUUUCCAGAAAGUUCCACAUUUCUGCCGCUUUGAGGUAAAUAAGCGUCGGUUUUUUCCGUGGGAAACGUCGAAAUAUCGUGGCUGUAAGGACGGAUCAUGCUGUUUUUGAGGCUGUCAGGAGAACCCAUCGCCUCCAUCGAUCCCUGACCCCGGAAUCGCACCGGAGACCCAGUAAGCUUGGCUGAACUCGACCUGCUUCAGACGUCGAGGAAGAAACUGGACUCGUCUGGCGCAGCGUCCAGACCAAAGAUGGAGUUAGCGCGGCGGGAGGAGAGGGAGGUGAAGGAGGGCGGGAUGCAGGAAGAGCAGGACGCUGGGAGCCGAACCCCGGGCCUCCUGGGGAAGGCCCACCCGGCCCUGAAGGCGUUCCUGUGUGGGUCCCUGAGUGGAACCUGCUCCACGCUGCUGUUCCAGCCUCUGGACCUGGUGAAGACUCGGCUGCAGACGCUGCAGAACUCCGCCCAGCCCGGGACGCCGAAGCCGGGCAUGUUCACCGUCUUAGUCAACGUCGUCAGGACGGAGAACUUCUUCGGCCUGUGGAAAGGAGUUUCCCCGUCGUUCGUGCGCUGCAUCCCCGGCGUGGGCAUCUACUUCAGCACCUUCUACUCCCUGAAGCAACGCUUCUUCGUGGACCGGGCUCCCAACGCCGGGGAGGCGGUGCUGCUGGGGGCCGGGGCCCGGACCGUGGCCGGGGUCUCCAUGCUGCCGUUCACGGUGAUCAAGACGCGCUUCGAGAGUGGCCGGUUCGACUACGUGAGCGUGGCCGGGGCCCUGAGGAGCGUGUACCAGACGGAGGGGGUCCGGGCCUUGUUCUCCGGACUCACCGCCACGCUGCUGCGGGACGCUCCGUUCUCCGGCAUCUACGUCAUGUUCUACAGCCAAGCUAAGAGAGGACUGCCCCACGAGGUGACGGCGGCGGCCUACGCCCCCCUGGCCAACUUCAGCUGCGGCGUGAUGGCGGGCGUCAUGGCGUCGCUGGCCACGCAGCCGGCAGACGUGGUGAAGACCCACAUCCAGGUCCGGCCGUCCCACUGGAGCACCGCGGACGCCGUCCGCUACAUCCUCAAGGAACACGGCCUGCGCGGGUUCUUCCGGGGGGCGGUUCCCCGGUCUCUCCGCCGGACCCUCAUGGCCGCCAUGGCCUGGACCGUCUACGAGCAGCUGAUGGCUCGGAUGGGCCUCAAGUCCUGAGGCCCGGCGGCGGCGGCGUGGAGCCGCAGGAGAAGACGGAGAGGUCAGGCAGGGGUCACGUGACUUUGAUUCAGACGUGUGUGUGAGUGUGUUAUUUAAGUGUUGAACAUGUGUGUGUUGUGAGAUUGUGACGUCACGCCUGACAAACUCUGGCCAGGCUGUGAUCCUCCCUGCUGUGGCGUGAUCCUUCCCUCAGAUACAAGGGGGGGGCAGAGACCCUCCGGGGGCCCGAGGUGUUUCUAAAAUACCCAGGAUGCUCAGCGGGCCGACGUGGCCCCGGAACGAGAACCGCUCCGGCUUCUGCCGCGUUCCUGAAACCGGCAGCAGAUUGAGCGAAGAGCCGGUUUGUUUUGAUUCAGACAAUCACAAGAACUCACACAGCUGCAUUGUGGGAAAUACUUUCCAGGUGACUCCAAUAAUCACAUCGAAGCCUUCGUCUCCGAACCUGCUCAAAACUAUGCUAAUAACUUAACAAAUAAUGGUGCACUUUUAACCCGCCAAAAUAAAACCGGAUAUACUUUAUUUUGAAAUAAAUAUAUCAAAGCCUGACCUGUCACAGAGGCUCUUGUAGAUCAGGAGUUUAAAGAUUUUAGUAAUGUAUAUUCUUAAUAUUAGGCGUUUGUAGCCGGCGGAGUUUCUCCUCCCUGUCGUGGUGGUUUUUUUGUGGAUAAAUGUGGAUGAUUUUCAUGAGUGUUGAGAGCAAACCACAUGUAUUUUUCAAAUCCGGUUCUGGUCAGAGGGGACCACCCUCCAGUGGAGAGAGCUGGUACUGCAGGACGACCCGUCUCAAACUCCCCCUCAACAAAACACGAGUACUUUUACAAGUUCAUCUUGUCUAACCUGUUGAUAAACACAGAACUGAACUCUAAAUAUUAGAUUAUUUUUAACAUUAUUUCCCUAAAUAUCAGCUUUUAAGUUUGUUAUCGAUUAACUUUUACCUGGUUGCAUUUACUGAGGUGUGCCGUUGCCAUGGCGACCGUUGCUUCAAGAAGGUCAGAUAAUGAUGCGUGUUAUUGAUGUACGUGAUCGUAUGAUGAUGAUGAUGACGAUGAAGGUUGCAGGUGACAUCACACCUGUUCAGGAGCGACGCGCCUCAGAAACACAAACUGCAUCUGACUGUGCCAUAAAUCUGCUAAAUGUUGUGACGUGGGUGUAAAUACUUCAUCUGUGCACGUUUGCUCUGACGGUGCCUGAUUUCUUUUUUGUAAAUAAAUUCCUGUUUUCUUAA
Messenger RNA from Cololabis saira (Pacific saury), 2581 nucleotides. Its product is annotated as mitochondrial glycine transporter B-like. Lineage: Eukaryota; Metazoa; Chordata; Actinopteri; Beloniformes; Belonidae. The record is from RefSeq and is a predicted model, not a curated record. Gene Ontology annotation, cellular component: mitochondrial inner membrane; mitochondrion. The transcript is spliced from 9 exons. Gene Ontology annotation, molecular function: glycine transmembrane transporter activity. Gene Ontology annotation, biological process: glycine import into mitochondrion. Bases 412 to 1353 code for a protein of 313 amino acids.